CCUUCCUUUCCCCAUUCUCACUCUCGGCCUUCCUUCCACGGCAGCGCCACCCACUGCGCCUUCGCCGGCGGCGGAGGAGGAGGGAGGUGCGGCCAUGGGUCACGGUGUCAGCUGCGCCCGCACCGGCGACGAGCACGACUUCUUCCGGGCGGCGCAGCUCGGCGACCUCGACGCCCUGGCCGCCCUCCUCGCCGCCGACCCUUCCCUCGCUCGCCGCGCCACCCUCUACGACCGCCUCUCCGUCCUCCACAUCGCCGCCGCCAAUGGCCGCAUCGAGGUGCUCUCCAUGUUCUUGGAUCGCGGGGCGCCGCCGGACGCGGUGAAUCGGCACAAGCAGACGCCGCUGAUGCUCGCGGCCAUGCACGGCAAGAUCGACUGCGUGCUCAAGCUCCUCCAGGCCGACGCAAAUAUCUUGAUGUUCGACUCGGUGCACGCGAGGACCUGCCUCCACCACGCGGCGUACUACGGCCACGUCGACUGCCUGCAGGCCAUCCUCGCCGCCGCGCAGACCACGCCGGUGGCCGACUCAUGGGGUUUCGCCCGGUUCGUCAACGUCAGGGACGACCACGGCGCCACUCCGCUGCAUCUCGCGGCCAGGCAGGGGCGGCCGGGGUGCGUGCAGGUGUUGCUGGAGAACGGCGCCAUUGUGUCGGCUUUGACAGGAUCAUAUGGCUUCCCUGGAAGCACGUCGCUUCAUUUGGCUGCUCGUAGCGGGAACUUGGAUUGCAUCAGGAAGCUGCUUGCCUGGGGAGCUGAUCGGCUCCAAAGGGAUUCGGCUGGGAGAAUUCCCUAUUCUGUUGCGCUGAAACGGAACCAUGGAGCAUGUGCAGCUUUGCUGAACCCUACAUCAGCAGAGCCCAUGGUGUGGCCAUCCCCACUUAAGUUCAUCAGUGAGCUUGAACCAGAAGCUAAGGCUCUCCUGGAAGCAGCUCUGAUGGAAGCCAACAGGGAGAGGGAGAAGAAAAUCCUGAAUGGCACAAAGUACUCCCUGCCAUCCCCUUCGCCCGGUGAUGACAGUGCCGAUGACGAUGCAUGCUCAGAGGUGAGCGACACGGAGCUUUGCUGCAUCUGCUUCGACCAGGCUUGCACCAUUGAGGUGCAAGACUGUGGACAUCAAAUGUGUGCACCGUGCACGCUGGCACUGUGCUGUCACAACAAACCCAAUCCGACGACCCUGACACCGCCCUCACCGGCCUGCCCAUUCUGCCGGGGCAGCAUCUCACGGCUGGUGGUGGCCCAAACAAGGUCUGCUUGUGAUCCUGACAAGCCGUCAUCCCUGCAGCUCACCCGGAAGCGGUCGCGUCGAUCUCACAACCUCAGUGAGGGCAGCAGCAGCUUCAAAGGGCUACCUUCGGCCAUGGGCUCCUUCUCAAAGCUUGGCCGUGGCUCGAGCCGCAUGGCGGACAGUGACAGCAGCAACCUGGACAAGCCUGAGCACGAUCUAUGAAAGCAGAACAACGCACGGACAAUCGCCGCAUCAUCCUCAAAACAUCCGUUGGUAUCAGAAACCCAGAUGAAAAUCCAAUGGCUAAUUUGGAGCAACUUUGAUCCAUGGAAAGUUAAAUAGAUAGGGACUAAAUAAGUAGAACCCUCCACUCCCCAUUGUCUGUGUGCCCACCCUAUUUUUCGGCUUGCCGGGUUAAGCUUAGCAUAUGCAUAGGAGCUCUGAAAGACCAGAGAGAGAGUGAGUGAGUGAGUGAGAGCAAUUCAUCAUCAAUCACACAGUGAGUGUUGGUGUGGUUAAGGGAUGCAUGCAGCAGAGAUGUGAAACGGGGUUCAUGUUCGUCACCUCUAAAGUUAGCCUGCCAUGGCAUGUGAGCUCUGCGCCGGCCUGACCCCUCCUCCUCUGUGUGAUGAAUCAUGCCCCCAUUUUUGGCCCUUGUCUCGUGUUAUAAUGGUGCGAGUUCAUGUCCUGGUGAUGCUGCAGCCAUCAGCAGGGUGGUCCAUUGGAUCGCCAUGAAUUCAGCAGCUGCGGUCUCUGCCUAUGUGAUGACAUUGUAUGUACCGUACUCCAGUGUGUACCGGUUCUUUGAACUGUGGUGGCGUGUCACUGUCUCUGUCAGUGCCACUGUCCAUCGUCGUCCGGCUGUUACAGCCGGAUUGUUACUGCUAGUAAUUGGCUUCCUUCGUUCGUUCGUGAUGGCAUCAGCAUCAGAUUGUUUCUUUUCUUCAGGCUGAUAAAAUGAAGACUGUUGUUGCCUGUA
Messenger RNA from Oryza sativa Japonica Group (Japanese rice), 2204 nucleotides. Lineage: Eukaryota; Viridiplantae; Streptophyta; Magnoliopsida; Poales; Poaceae. The record is from RefSeq and is a predicted model, not a curated record.